This is a messenger RNA of Hydra vulgaris (swiftwater hydra), 1232 nucleotides long. Lineage: Eukaryota; Metazoa; Cnidaria; Hydrozoa; Anthoathecata; Hydridae. The record is from RefSeq and is a predicted model, not a curated record.
GAUUUGUGUAAUAAGCUAGUGUAGUAAGUACUUAUGGCUUGGUGUCGAGCUAUAUGGCAAGAACAUGAACUUGAAGAAGAAGGUGAUAUUCCAUCAUGUUGGGUAGAUAGUGAGUUUGUGUAUUGGCCAUCAAAAAUGAAUGUUUUAUCUGCUGCAAAGGAACAUGCUAAGCCUGAUGCAACUUGGCAUAAGUUCAAAAUACUGAAAGUGAAGUGCUAUGAUGAUGAUAAGGAGUUAUGUAAAAGUUAUGAGUUUUCGUCGAAUGACGAAGUACAAGCACUUAAUAAGAAUGAACCCAUUAUAAAAGAGAAUAAAAUAAUGAAGUAUACUUUAAAAAAAGCAGCAAGUAGCACUACAACUCCAAAAUGUGAUGAAAAAGUUAAAAAUGAGUUAUACGAAAGUUUUAAACUUUCCUCAAAUAAUGAGAUAGAGUUUAAAAUUGAACAAUGAAAUAAAAAUAAUCAAAUUAUAAAUGCUUAUGCAAAGAAAGCUAGCAACACCUGUAAGAGAAAUAUUUUAUUCAUUCUUUCAACGUUAUUUAAUUUAAAAACUUGUGUUUCAGAAUGUUUUUUUUUAAAUAAGCUUAUUUAUUAUUAACAAUUUAAUUUUAUGCAAUUGCCUGAUAUAUUUUUUUAGUAACAACUUCUCUAUUUCAUCCAACUCCUCCAAAGUUUGAAAAUCCAUUAAUAGAUGUUCUUUCCCCCCCCAAAAAAAAAAAAAUUAAAAAAUAAAUAAAGAUAUUAAAGGAGCCGGUCCAAAAAUCUUCAAGUUUUUUAAAAGAUAAAUGUAAGUUUCUUUUUUUUCUGUUGCUGUACUGGACUAAAAAAAUUUUUAACAUUUAAUGCUUUUGUAUUUGUUUCUUUAUUCUCAAAUAAAAGUAUGUUAGUUUUGUUUAUUACUCCACAAAAUAGAUCGAAAAUCAACUCAGCAAGAAAAGAAGAAGGCUUCAGUUUUUCCUUUAGAAGGAAGUUAGUAUAUAUUGUAUGAAAAAAGUGAUGUAUAAAAAUAGCAUAAGAAAUAUAAAGAUUUUUAGUUUUAAUUUUUUAAUUACUUAAUAUACAGGCUUUCAAUAUAAAGUCAUUCAUUUACUGACUGAACUGAAAAAUGAUGUUGCUGAUAUAAAAGUCAUGUUAAAAAAUGAAAAUAGUUUUGAUCUUCAUCAAUGUAAUUCUAUCCAGGAGUUUCAUGACUUUGAUCAAUCACUUCUGGAUCAAGAUAUUGCAAAAAAUGUG